AUGUCCGAAGUCCCCAAAGCAACGUUGUACACCUUUGACGGCUCCGUCUGGGCCUCGGCCCCGCGCCUCGCGCUCGUCGAAAAGGGCUAUUCUCCGCAAGACGUCGACAUCAAAACCGUCAACCUGGUCCAAGCCGAGAACUUCGACCCCUCGUAUCUGCGUAUCAAUUCCAAGGGCACCGUCCCCACCUUGGUUGUCCCGCUGCUCGAAACCACGUCGGCCGAAGUGGCGACCAAGUUCCGCGCGAUCAACGACACCAAAGCCAUCCUCGAGUUUCUUGACAAGAGCCGGAGCCAGAACACGAUCCCCGUGGAUGCGAGCGUCCCUGCGGCGCCCGCGCCCAUCUUGGCUCCCGCGACGAUCGAGGGCAAAGCGGCAAGCGACGAGAUCAUUGCGCUCGUGCAUGCGGCGGCUGUGGAUCCCAACUUCCUGCUGCUCGGUGCGAGGAACCAGGCCGAAUUCCAGGCGGGCAAGGCCGGUCUUCCCGGCACCUUUGUAACCAACCGGUACAACGCAUUGGUGCAGCACCAGAAAUCGCUCGCAGAGGGUUCGUCGGCCACCGUCGCCUUCGACGGUUCCGCCAACCCGAAAUCCUCGGCCAUCCACGAGAACCUCAAGAAGUGGUAUGCCGACAAACUCGAGUCGCAGUCGCUGCUCACCAAGGCGUACGUGUCCAACGACGCGCAAGCGCUCGAGCAGCUCGUGCAGCUCACCAACGCCACGUGGAAAGCGGUGGGCGAAACCCUCGCAACGCUCGAGACCAAAUUGCAAGGCCCCUUUGCGCUCGGCGACCAGCUGAGCCUCGCGGACCUGCACGUCGUCCCCUGGCUUGCCCGCAUCAGCGCCAUCGCCGCCGGCCUGCCGCCACAGCAGGGCGAGGCUGAGCCGCUGGACAAGCUCGACACCGUGCUUGCUGCCGCUGGAGGCGCCAAGAUCGGCGACAAGGUGCGAGCUCUGUGGACUGCCUUCUCCGAACGUCCCAGCUUCAAAAAGGUUUACGCCGACGGCUUGCAUUGA
Sporisorium graminicola is the source of this 1017-nucleotide messenger RNA. RefSeq lists its product as uncharacterized. The coding region runs from base 1 to 1017 and encodes 338 amino acids. The record is from RefSeq and is a predicted model, not a curated record. Gene Ontology annotation, cellular component: cytoplasm. The transcript has 2 exons. Lineage: Eukaryota; Fungi; Basidiomycota; Ustilaginomycetes; Ustilaginales; Ustilaginaceae.